This is a messenger RNA of Salvia splendens (bonfire salvia), 1185 nucleotides long. RefSeq lists its product as uncharacterized. The record is from RefSeq and is a predicted model, not a curated record. Lineage: Eukaryota; Viridiplantae; Streptophyta; Magnoliopsida; Lamiales; Lamiaceae. Bases 1 to 1185 code for a protein of 394 amino acids. The transcript has a single exon.
AUGGACGACCAAGGUACUUCUGGCAUCUCGCAUGCAGGGGCCGGCGAGAUGUUAGGCUUGCAUUCCUCGAACGCAGGGGCGGGCGAGACAUGUAAGGGAAGUCCCUCGUUGGUGCAAGAUGUCCAACAUGGUCAAGAACAGGCUGCAUCCGACAACAAGGAACAGGGCGAUGAAUCAAAGUUAAAUGGAAGACUUACAGUAGGAGAAAAUGACAAAAAGGUCAAAGAGACAGAAACUAAGGAAAGCAAGUCCAGUAUUCCUAACGACAUGCCACCGCCUCCAUAUCUAUUCACAAGAAAGAAGCGGAUGAGACAAGAAAAGAGUUUUGAGUGGAUGAUGAAUGUGAUUAGAAAGGUGAAUGUAGACAUCUCAUUGGUGGAUCUUUUCCCCAAUUUCCCGAAAUUUUCAAAGUUCUUCAAAGACAUGAUGGCGAACAAGGAGAAACUUCAGGAGGAGGGGAUUGUGGCAUUGAGCAUGAAUUGCUCACAUUUGAUAUCAGGAAUCAUACCAUGUGAAAUUGGUAACACGAUUUUCACAAAGUGUUUAUUGGACCAAGGUUCACGGAUCUCACUGAUGGCAUUGAAAACUGCUCGUGCCAUUGGUUUGGAGAAAAGAAUGAAGCCUAUCGACAUCACUCUACAAUUGGCUGAUCACUCCAUAGUGAAGUCCACUGGAAUUGUUGAGGAUGUCUUGCUUAAAAUCGAUAAGUUCAUCAUUCCCAUUGAUUUUAUUGGGCUCGACAUGCCCGAAGAUAAAGAAGUGCCAAUUUUGUUUGGUAGACCAUUUCUUGCAAUGAGAUAUGUAUUGCUUGGAGCAAAGGAUAACUCUGUUACAUUCAGAAUUAAUGUUGAGCAACUGACCAUCAAUGUUGAGAAGGCGAUGAAACAUCCUACUGAUGCAAAUGCAUGUUUUCGAGUUGAUGUCUUAGACAAAUGCAUCUUUGAUAAGUCGUGCUAUUCUGCUAGAAUUGAAGGAAGUGUGUUUGAAAAGGGAAGUCUAGAAAGAGACUGUGGCUCCACGUUUAAGAUGAGUAUUGAUGACAUGGAUGGAGAACAAGUUGAUCAAUCGAGCUCUGAGAAACUAGUUAUGAUUGACACAUGUGUUACAGAUUUGAGACCAUCUAUUGAAGUGCCUCCCAAGCUAGAGUUGAAACCACUCCCAAACAAUGUCAAGUACGCAUUCUAG